Molecule: messenger RNA, 2287 nt
Organism: Exserohilum turcica Et28A
Lineage: Eukaryota; Fungi; Ascomycota; Dothideomycetes; Pleosporales; Pleosporaceae
Exons: 4
Coding region: 1-1911 (636 amino acids)
Biological process (GO): proteolysis; protein catabolic process
Cellular component (GO): mitochondrial matrix
Molecular function (GO): ATP hydrolysis activity; ATP binding
Source: RefSeq, a predicted model, not a curated record
AUGGGCGUGGCAGUGCCCCGUCGACUUAUGCGCAUCGGCGGCGGCGUCGUGGGGAGCUUCCCCGCAUCCGUCGGUGGCUGCGAUGCUAGCAGGCGUGGGGACAAGCAUCGUGGCCGUGGCCGUGGUCCAGCUCGCGGCUCAACCACGGCCCGCGCCUCAUACCUCGCCCUCUACAGCAUCUCGCGCCGCGCCCGCCUGGUGCUGGCAGCGCCGCCCUCGCGCCCGUCGUCGCGCUUCAGCCGCUCCGACUUCAGCGGCCAGGGCUACUCGUCGCUGUACGAGCCCGACCAGCCCACGCGCGGCCCCCUCGGCAGCGCAAGCAGCGUCGGCGCUGGCAUCAUCACGCCCAAGGCGCUGCGCCAGCACCUCGACCACUUUGUCGUCGACCAGGACCGCGCCAAGGUGGUGCUGAGCGUCGCUGUCCACGAGCACCAUCUGCGCAUCCAGGAGCUCAAGCGCCAGCAGCACGAGCACGCCCGCCUCGAGGCCCAGGCCCAGCGCCGCGCCUCCGUCUUCCGCCAUCCCGUAGAAGACGAGUUCCCCGGCCAGCAGCCCACCGUCGAGCUGCAUGGCCAUGCCGAUGCGCCCUCGUUUGCCGAGGCCCCCGCCUAUCGACCGACGUCCGACUCCCCGCCCGACGCCGACGCGCUGCUCGACACCAGCGAGCACGCGCUGCAGAUAGAAAAGUCCAAUGUGCUGAUACUCGGCCCAACCGGCGUCGGCAAGACGCUCAUGUGCAAGACGCUGGCAAAGACGCUCGGCCUGCCCAUCUCCAUGUCCGACUGCACCACCUUUACCCAGGCGGGGUACAUUGGCGACGACGUCGAGUCGUGCGUGGCCCGUCUGUUCUCGGCUGCCAACUAUGACAUCGAGGCCACCGAGCACGGCAUCAUUGUCUUGGACGAGAUCGACAAGAUUGCCGGCUCAAAGAUAUCCUAUGGCAAGGACGUGGGCGGCGAAGGCGUCCAGCAGGCCCUGCUCAAGAUCAUCGAGGGCACCACGGUGCAGGUGCAGGCCAAGCCAGAGAAGAGCGCCAACAGGCCCGGCGGCCUUCACGGCACGGGCAGGAUGGACACGCCCCAGCCGCCCGGCCCAGGCAGCAACAAGGGCGAGGUCUUCAACAUCCGGACCGACAACAUCCUCUUCAUAUGCACCGGUGCCUUUUCCAACCUGCACAAGAUUAUCCUCGACCGCAAGUCCAAGAGCAGCAUGGGCUUCGGCGCGUCGAUACGCUCGUCCAAUGCUCAUGCGGCGGCGGAUGGCGUCAUGCUGAGAGGCGCAGAGGCCGAGUCGUUCAAAAAGGACUCGCCCUUUUUCGUGCCACCAAAAACCGAGACCCCCAACCCGUUUGGCGUCAGGCGCGUGGAGAAGGAAGAGCGCGUCAACGUGCUGGACCACGUGCAGCCAGAAGACUUGCAGAAGUUUGGCAUGAUACCCGAGCUCAUUGGCAGGAUACCGACCGUCUGCGCAGUGGCAGCCCUGGAUGAAGACGCUUUAGUCCGUGUCUUGACGGAACCCAAGGACAGCCUGAUCCGGCAAGAAGAGCACAAGUCGUACCUGAGAAACAUUGAGCUGCGCUUCACCACGGGAGCGCUGCGUGAAAUCGCGCGCAAGGCCAGUAAAAUGGGCACUGGCGCCCGCGGGCUGCGGCAUAUUGUUGAUCAGCUGCUCCUCCAGGCCAAGUACGAAACACCCGGAUCAAGUGUCAAGCAUAUUCUCGUGACGCAGGACGUGGCUCUGCUCAAGCGCGCACCGCUGUAUUUCCACCGUGGCCAGUCUGCAGCAUUUGAGGCGGCCCACGCCCAGGAAGAGGAGAAUUGGGAGGAAGAGCUCCGCCGCCACGAAGACCCCUCGAUUGCUCAUGUCAGCAACUUCCAGGAGUACAGGAAAGCCGGCGCUGCAGGCUUUUAGCCUAUGCACGCCUACAUGCUGCUGCCAUGACAUGUUCGCAUGCGCUGCACAAACACCGCAGGUACCCGCAGAAGACUGAUGCAUGCCCGUGAAAUGAAGAGGGAGCGUUGCGUCUGCAUCCUCAUGUAUCUUUAGCCAUGCAUGAAUAUACCCGGCCUUGUCGAUAUGUAACGGCGGCUUCGGGCCGUUGUAGUAGUUCUCCGAGUCCUGCCUCGGUUUCGGCUUCUCUCUAGCCCUAUGAGAGGAAAGGCGAGAGAGAGAGAGAGAGAGAAAGAAAGAAAGACAGAAAGCGGAAGCGAGAAAGAGGGAACAACCGAGUCGCAAGGUCAGUGAAUGCUGCGCUCUCAACCCCCACACUGCGGGGAAUCCAACAACU